Messenger RNA from Penicillium egyptiacum, 759 nucleotides. The record is from the annotation of a GenBank genome assembly. Lineage: Eukaryota; Fungi; Ascomycota; Eurotiomycetes; Eurotiales; Aspergillaceae.
AUGCAGCCUGUCCGUGACCUCCUCACCAGUGCGUGGAAGUCCACUGGCCAGCCAAUCAACGACAAUAUCCUCGACGGUGAAAUGGUUGGCCUCACCUAUAGUGUCAACUCGAUUUAUAAGGGUCGCCGCUCUGGCAGUUUCCUUUGUGUCGCCGACAAGUCAAACAUCACCAUCCUUCCCCAGGUGCACUCGAAGAAGCUUAUCAUCAACGAUGCUGAUAAGACAUGCAAGGGUGUGACUGUCAUCACGGGCUCUGGCCAGGAACUAAACCUCUAUGCCACCCGUGAAGUCGUUGUCUCCCAGGGUGUCUUCGAGUCCCCUAAGCUGCUGAUGCUUAGUGGUAUUGGGCCUAGCGCAGAGCUUAAGAAGCACCACAUCCCGACAAUUGUCAAUAACCCCCACGUUAGUCAGCAUCUCCUGGAUCAUCCCGGUGUCCCUUUUGUCCUUCGCGUCAAGGAUGGCUUCGGCAUGGAUGACUACGUCCUGCAUAAGGGAACCCCCCAUAACAAUCAGGCCAUCCAAUCCUAUCAGAACAACCAUGGCGGUCCAUUAGGCUCCGGCUUCCUUGAGAUGGUCGGAUUCCCCGAAUUGACAAGUAUUUGGAGAUGGACUCCCAGUACCGCCAGGCUAAGGCCUCGAACGGCAAUAAAGACCCAUUCUGCCCGUACGGCCAGCCUCACUUUGAGCUCGACUUCGUCUGUCUUUUCGGAAGCGCAUUCCAGUGACACUAUCCCACACCAAGCAAGGGCAACUACAUGA